AUGCCUGAUCAAGUGAUAAAAGAUCAUACCCGAAACCUGAAGGAAGGCAGUGAACUCGUUCGAUCCAACAUUGAUAGUGAAUUGGGCAUCAAACUGAGUGAAGCGCAAUUACAUCGUGUGGAUAUUUUUGGUCGCAAUAAAGCAAUUGCAGGUUCUUCGGCUCUUAUUUAUAUUCAUGGAGGAUAUUGGCAAGAACUAGGGUACGAUGGCUUCUUCAUUUUAACAGAUAAGGAUCCUAUUUCCGCUUCCUCUUCACAUUACGCACACUUCCUUCCUAUCUCUUCAUUUUCUCCGUUAUUCGUCCCAAUAAAGAUAUCAUUAUCUCACGUCUCUUCUCGCUUCUCACGCUUUGGCAUUCACUCAGUUAUUCCUGACAAUGUCUUACGCUUCUUCCAUUGCAUCAGUCUUCACAUUCUCUCCCUUAUCACACUACACAUAAUCAUUAUUUCACGGCUCCGAUGUCUCUUUUUUCUCAUUCUAUCUCUCUUGUCUUUUUCUCCUUUAUUCCUUUUAUUAUUAUCGUUAUCUAAUCCCUCUCUCUCUACUUCCCAAAUUUGCCCCUCUGUCUGUCUCUCUCUCUCUCUUCUUCUUCUUCUUCUUCUUCUUCUUCUACUCUUUUAUCCCACUUUGCAGAAAAAAUACGAUAAUAAAUAUCAUUUUUAUAUCUAUCUAUCUAUCUAUCUAUCUAUCUAUCUAUCUAUCUAUCUAUCUAUCCUAUCCUAUCCUAUGUUUAAAUCUAUCUAUUUAUCUACCCAAUGUUUAAAUCUAUCUAUCCUAUUCUGUUUCUAUCUAUCUAUCUAUCUACCUACCCUACUUUGUUUAUAUCUAUCUAUCUAUCUAUCUAUCUUAUUUUAUUUCUAUCUAUCUGUUUAUUUUAACAGUUUAGAGUAUUCCAGCUUCCCUGCAAUCAACAUCACAAAAUCAGGAGGGGUUCUUUAUUCUAUCGGCUACAGCCUUGCGCCAAAAGGGACAAUGGAACAAAUGAUUGACGAGGUUAAGGCAGGUGUCCUUUACGUGCUCAAAGACGCUGAAUCCAGAAACUUCUCAGGUGUGCAUAUGUGUGGCCAUUCUGCAGGGGCUCACCUGAGUUCUAUGAUGCUUUCUAUAGACUGGGAAGCUGAAGGGGCAAACCCUACCCUACUGAAAGGUUUCAUUUUGGUGAGUGGAAUCUAUGACCUUCGACCUCUGGUCAAUACCUACGUGAAUGAUCCUUUAAAGAUGACAGAAGAAUCGGCAGCCAAAAUCAGUCCUCUUCUAUUUUGCGAUCAGAUUGUCAAAUAUUCCAAGGACCGCACUGUGCUCAUUGCUUUCGCAAAAUAUGACUCUGAAGAAUUUAUCCGACAGGGACAACAAUUUUAUGAUAACCUGAACUUAGCUUCCUGCAAUGUUUCUCUGAGAAUUGUUCCAGAUGUUGACCAUUUUAAUAUAAUUGAGAAACUCGUAGAACCAGAUUACGAAAUAACAAAGGACAUUCUUAGAAUUAUGGGGCUAAUCUACUUCAAAAGACUUUUUCUUUCCUUUCUACAUUAUUUUCGUUUCCUCUCUCACUCUUUUCACUUUCUGCUUCUUUUUCUUCCUUUCUUUUUCCCGCUAACUUUUUCACUCCUUUCGUCUCCAAUUCAUCUUUCCUCCUCUCUUUCACCAACAUUUUCUGUUUUCCUCCUUUUCACUCUUCCUUUUUCCCUCCUUUCCUCUUUCUCAUUCGCUACUUGUCUUAUUCUAUCUCUCUUUUUUGUCGAUGCUGUUGAGUUGAGGAAAAUUUAG
Acanthosepion pharaonis is the source of this 1764-nucleotide messenger RNA. The record is from the annotation of a GenBank genome assembly. NCBI's taxonomy places the organism in Eukaryota, Metazoa, Mollusca, Cephalopoda, Sepiida, Sepiidae.